GCUAUUGGGCGGCACCCAGGAGGCGCAGGGGUGAGGUGCGGGCGCGCGAGCGGGAGUUCCGGCCGGAGGCCCGAGCUGAGGGCCGGCGCCUUCAUCAUGGCCUCGACCCAGCUGGACUACACCAUCGAGAUCCCGGAUCAGCCCUGCCGGAGCCAGGCCCCAACCAAGGCAGGAAGGAAGCGGGGACUCGACAGCCUUUGGUGAUUCUUUUGGGCUGGGGUGGCUGCAGUGACAAGAACCUGGCCAAGUACAGCGCCAUCUACCACAAAAGGGGCUGCAUCGUGAUCCGAUACACAGCCCCCUGGCACAUGGUCUUCUUCUCCGAGUCCCUGGGCAUCCCUUCGCUUCGUGUCUUGGCCCAGAAGCUGCUUGAGCUGCUCUUUGAUUACGAGGUUGAGAAGGAGCCCCUGCUCUUCCAUGUCUUCAGCAACGCUGGCGUCAUGCUGUACCGAUACGUGCUGGAGCUCCUGCAGACCCACCGGCGCUUCUGCCACCUGCGUGUGGUGGGUACCAUCUUCGAUAGCGGUCCUGGUGACAGCAACCUCCUGGGGGCUCUGCGGGCACUGGCAGUGGUCCUGGAGCACCGGCCUGCCGCGCUGCGCCUGCUGCUCCUGAUGGCCUUCACCUUGGUGGCAGUCCUGUUCCACGUCCUGCUGGCGCCACUCACCUCCCUCUUCCACACCCACUUCUAUGACAGGCUGCUCGAUGCAGCCUCUCGCUGGCCUGAGCUCUACCUCUACUCCAGGGCCGACGAGGUGGUCCUGGCCAGGGAUGUGGAGCGCAUGGUGGAGGCACGCCUGGCGCACCGGGUCCUGGUGCGCUCCGUGGACUUCGUGUCAUCCGCACAUGUCAGCCAUCUCCGCGACUACCCUACUUACUACACGAGCCUCUGUGUCAACUUCAUGCGCAGCUGUGUCCAGUGCUGAGGUCCUUGUGCUACCCACCUCACCUCUGCUCCAGAAAUAAAUGCCUGACACCUCUCCACAACCUACACUCAUGGGUGGGGUCUUCUUCUGGUUCAACCCCCUGCAGCCCUCUGGGACUUUAUGGUUCUCCAGGUAGAGCAUUCCCAUGGGCCUCUGUCCUGGGCGACUGUGGUGGUCUGCUUAUCCCAGGGUCCUAGGAGCAGGAGAGUCUGCGCAGGUCUCUGCGGGAGCCUUGCAGAGGAUGUGAUUGGAGAAGUGCAACAGUCAGGCUGCUGAUUCCUGUGGCGUUUAGGCUAUGAAGGGUUAAUAAAGCUGGGGGUGGGAGCCGAGGUGAGGCUGAGCCUCAGGAUUGCUCUCUGAUUCCUUGAAUAGAAGAUGAGCUUUGCCGGGAGGUGCCAGAGGGUAGGGGCAGGCUGAGGCAGGGGCCGUGAUCUAUGCUCCCAGGUCCUGGAAGGGCAGAGCCUCAUAGUGUGGCGUGCCGUCCCUGUGGAACCACUUGGCAGUUCACUCAGGCUUCUCAUUGCCAGGGAGUCUGAGGUGGAAGCCAAAUGUGGAGCUGAGGAUGCACAGGUGGGGGAGCCUGUGCAGGUCCACCGCUCUGCCAGGAAGCCACUGGAGCCAGGGAAGCUGCAAGAAGUGUGUGUAAUGGGCAGAUGGAGUGGGGAGCAGGAAGACAGCAGCGCCAGACAGGAGCUGGGACAAGCUGAGUCAGGAGCCCUAAAGACCAGAACCAGAACCAUUGGCCUGAAACAAACUCCUUCGUCUCCUUGAGGGAGACCCACUUGGAUCCUCUGUAGGCAGGAGCAGUGUCUUCAACCUUAGAGUCCUCUAUCCUCUAUCAUUCUACAAGUCACUGCUGCACAAUGCUGGCACAUAGUAGGCAUUCAAUAAAUAUUUGUUGA
This is a messenger RNA of Hippopotamus amphibius kiboko, 1828 nucleotides long. It is a transcript of the gene TMEM53, whose product is annotated as transmembrane protein 53. The coding region runs from base 309 to 926 and encodes 205 amino acids. The transcript is spliced from 3 exons. The record is from RefSeq and is a predicted model, not a curated record. Lineage: Eukaryota; Metazoa; Chordata; Mammalia; Artiodactyla; Hippopotamidae.